Copidosoma floridanum is the source of this 3575-nucleotide messenger RNA. It is a transcript of the gene Hcs, whose product is annotated as holocarboxylase synthetase-like protein. The record is from RefSeq and is a predicted model, not a curated record. Gene Ontology annotation, biological process: protein modification process. Gene Ontology annotation, cellular component: cytoplasm. Gene Ontology annotation, molecular function: biotin--[biotin carboxyl-carrier protein] ligase activity. Lineage: Eukaryota; Metazoa; Arthropoda; Insecta; Hymenoptera; Encyrtidae.
AGUACCGUUGUGUCUAUUGAAAUCAUCGUGUCAGAGCCCGUGUCAUUUUUUUACAUGGAUCGAAAAUUAUUGAUUAACACAGAUAACAUUAGAUUUGUCUUCUUCAAAGUCUUUUGUUCGCAGUACACGAUCAUCUGCAACCCAUCGAAACAUGCUUUCUCCUCCAAGCCAUCAACAAUAAAUGCAUCUCGCCCUGUCAUUGUCAUCCAUCGGAGAUGCUGCUGACUCUUUUCUACAUGGUUGCGACCUGGGUACAGUCAUGGAGACUAUCCUCUCUAAGGACGCGUCUCCAGUCAAUUUUACAAGGUCCAGAGGCCACAAGGCCAACUGUCAUGCUCUACACAGCAGCCACAGUUCAAUCGUCAGUCAAAGAUGAAAACAAUGGCAACAAAAACAAAUUACAGAAUGGUCACAAUUACUCCAAUGGCAAGGACAUGCUCAGCUCGCACUUUUGUAACAAUAGUAAUCUCGCUAAACUAGGAGAUCUCCUCUGGUACCAAGGAGACAAAAGGCUGUGUACUAUAUAUCCUCAACAACAAGUCGAUGUAUCAGAUUGGUUACUAUUUCCACUAGGUAAAACGAUAUUUCCUCUAUUUAUUCAUAAUAAUGCUCAAACACCACUCCAACAAAAUGCAAAAAUGCACGUACUCAUCGAAGCAGAUUUAAACAACUACAUCCCUCAAGCAUCCUCAAAAGCUACAAAGCUCGAAGAUUAUGGUUUGAUAGUAACAUGGACUUCAGACAAAAACUUUGGUGUGAUACUUGAAACCGAUUUAGACCAUAUAACAAAGUUCUCUACUACCCUAAUGCAGGGACAAUGCUUUAUUAAUAAUGGAUUACCUGUGACGCGGAUCGAAUCUGUUUCAGUUUUUGGUAAACCGUGUGUGUGUAAUCACGAACGCUUCAAUUUGGUGGAAAGUACAAAAUUAAUCAGCGGCUCACAGUGGGAUACCUAUGUGAAGAAAUUAAGACUAGUCAGCAGUACCUCGAGAUUGGUAUCUCAGCAAAACCAACCGAUUGAAGUAAAAGAAAUUCCUGGCUUGGUUGUGUCACCAGGAAGUCAACCAAUAACGUUACAAAUGCCGACUGUUUUAGAAAUGAAGAUUUUAAGUUACUCUUCUGACUACUUGACAGAUUCCCCGGUGCCGUCAACGCCUCCCCCAACUCCAGCAUUGGCCAGCUCUGGGAUAAACGGGACCACGUCAAGACUAGAUCACACCCUCGCAAAGUCAAUAGACUUGAAUUCAUCCGUAGGCUCACUGUCGAAUCUAAGUUCCGCGAGAUCCCAAGAGUUCAUUCUGGAGGAUAGCUCGAUGGAAAAUUUAACCAGUGCAGCUUCACUGAAGGCAGUGAAAAACUUGAGGAUCGGCGACAGUAGAGAUACAGUCUUGUCGACUACGAGCGUGGCAUCGUCCAGGUUGUCACUCGCUACCCCUGCGUCAACAAACUACUCGACACCCUACAAAACUGAAACCAGUCGUCCCAACGGAAAUGCAAGACCUCCGAACAUUUUCAUUUGCGCCGACAGUGCAGUUGCUAGCGACAACGUUCGCAACGUGCUCGAAACGAUUCUCAAAGAAAACAAGUACACAAUUUAUUCGCUAUCGGCCAAGGAAUCUCAAAACGACGCCUGGAUGGAGACGACAAACUUGGUGAUAGUGUGCGGCAACGUAGGCAGCGAGAUCUCCUCGCAAGUGGUCGAGUUCCUAGUCCGUGGUGGCAAGCUUCUGGCUCUCUGCUCCGACAUUCUGACGGCUCUCUUGCCGACCUUCAAGACCGCGGAAGUUCGCGAGAACGAGCUGGUGCGCUUCUCCUACGGUAAAUGGAAGCACGUGCGCAUGAUGCACCACGUAUUCUGCUACCAGGCGUCACCAAUCAAGACCAAGUUCUCCCAAGACCAGGAGGAGUCAAAAUCCCCUUUCAGAUCGGUGACGCCACCGACACCGGUUUCGGCGAGCGUGAGCGACCGGGCGGGAAAGUUGCAUGCCUUUGACGUCAAGGUUCUGGGUUCAGAGGAGACCUGGCACACACCCAGUAUUCUGUUGGCCAGAAUGACGGAGAGCGCCGGCCGCGCCGUUUUCUCGCAAAUCCACCUGGAGGCCGAUCCGGCACAGUACGAGUUGUUCGAAGAGAGCAAGCUCGCGGCUCUCAAGCAGAGCAACCUCGCGCGUCUCGAGAUAUUUGCCGAUCUCCUCGGCACUCAUCUCGGCGUCGAGGUCACUCCCAAGCCAAAGACUCCGCCCGACUACUGUCCGGCUUUCUUUCUUGGUCGGCACGACCUGAAGAUAGAAAUGCUGAAGCAGUUGAAGAACAAAAUGCAGCCGAACGACGUUUUGAAAACUGAUAAGAUAGAGUUGCAAUUUUGUGGCACGUCCACUCAUCCAAAACCCGCGUCCGCGACUUUUCUACCGAUUAUGGUGCACAGGUGCCCGGACAACUUUUCAACUGUUGAAUAUUUCGAGAACCUCAACACGGAAGCAAUAGGUCGUUUGGUGAUAUACUCAGACAUAAUGACGUCGUCUAACGACAUAGUGAGCGGUGUAGCUUUGCACCAUGGAUUAGCAGUUCUUCCGUUAAGACAAACAAAAGGUCAAGGACGCAAUAGUAAUGCAUGGCUGAGUCCAGAAGGCUGUGCCAUGUUUACGGUACAACUCCAUAUUCCGUUAAUGUCUCCACUUGGAGGACAACCAUCACUAAUUCAGCAUUUGACGGUAGUAGCGAUAGUCACAGCAGUCAAGUCGAUUCCAGGAUACCAGGAUCUAGAUCUUAGAAUUAAGUGGCCUAAUGAUAUCUAUGAGGGAGGUGGUUCAAAGAUUGGGGGUCUCGUUGUCAAAUCUAUUGUUCAAUCAACCAUAAUUUGCAACAUUGGAAUGGGCGUUAAUCUCUCGAAUAGUUCUCCAACAACUUGCAUAAAUGACAUGAUAAAAAAGUACAAUGACAUUUCUAAAAAUAAAUUAAAGAAAUUGUCUUAUGAGAAAUUUUUGGCACUGUCCUUCAAUGAACUGGAAAAAUUAAUUAACAUAGUACAAAACGGCAACCUGGAUUACUUCUACGAACUUUAUUACAAAUACUGGAUGCACACGGAUGCCGAAGUCACAGUAGUUCUACAGGAUGGUUCAUCACAAGAGGUUAAAAUUUUAGGGAUCGAUAAGUUUGGAUUCUUGCAAGUAAAAGGAAAGCGAGGAAACGUAUUCACUGUUCAUCCUGAUGGAAACAGUUUCGACAUAAUGAAAGGAUUAAUAGCUCCAAAGGCUUAAUCAAGCAGGACGAGUGUCAAAAACAUCUAGUGAUGUAGAUAUUAUAGUCACGGUGAAUAUUAUCUUACAAAAAGUCGCAUUUUGCAAAAUUAUAUGCCUUGAUAUUUUUUACUACAUCAAUUUGCUGUUGAUAUAGAUUGUAAUUAAUAUAAAAAGCAUUAAGCAUCAUGUGUUAGUUAUACGUAUGUUAGCACAUACGUAUAACAUAUAUUUACGUAUUCCCAUCACAAAAUUAUUCAAAUCAUUUGUUUCAAUUUCAUGAAAUUUCAUAGGUUGUCUUCUUGUAAAUGUCUUGAUAACUCCUUAAGUAAUAAUGAA